Messenger RNA from Drosophila rhopaloa, 12980 nucleotides. RefSeq names its product ubiquitin carboxyl-terminal hydrolase puf (gene puf). Bases 70 to 11760 code for a protein of 3896 amino acids. Gene Ontology annotation, cellular component: nucleus; cytosol. The transcript has 20 exons. Gene Ontology annotation, biological process: protein deubiquitination. NCBI's taxonomy places the organism in Eukaryota, Metazoa, Arthropoda, Insecta, Diptera, Drosophilidae. The record is from RefSeq and is a predicted model, not a curated record. Gene Ontology annotation, molecular function: cysteine-type deubiquitinase activity; cysteine-type endopeptidase activity.
UCGUCGCCGCUGGAAAGGCGGCCCUAACCCCUGGAAGCCCCCGCGUCAGUCCGCAGCCAGUGAAGCACCAUGUGCGAGACGUGCGCCGAAUUCCAGAACCUCCUGGAGCUGUACGAGGUGCGCGUUGCCAGCUCGGAUCUCAAGUUCCAGCUGCUGCUGAAGAGCGAGAUCGAGACCACCUUCAACUACAUUCAGUCGUGGCCGCAGCGCCAGUGCAUGUGCCUGUACCGGGACACCAAGAACUACGAUCGCUUCAACCUGGUGGUGCAGUCGCUCAUCUGCCUGACGGUGCAGCACCUGAAGCACAUCGACCACCUGAUCGACAACUACAAGCGACUCACCGCCAGCGCCGCCCAGGUGGUGGCCCAGGCCCAACAGCAGCGAGAGCAGCAGCGGGACGAGGCGGCAGAGGGAAAGGACUCGUCUACUGCGUCAGAGGAGCCCAAAAAGGAGGAGCCCGCCUCCGGCAGCUCCCCAAGUGAGGAGGCCCAGGGCUCCGGCGAUGGGCCGCCCAAGAAGCAGCCUGUCGGCCCCUGCACCCCUCCUCCGCCGCCGACGCCAACCCCAUCCCAGCACAAAUCCCACCUGCAGUACACAGAGGAGCCCUGGAUCCUGCCCGAGGUGGAGAAACUGCUCGUGCUCGUCUCGAAGGUGUUCCUGCUCAACUUCCCGCUGUACAUCGCCCACAAGCAUGGCAUGCACUCGCGACUGGACGACCUGCAGGCGGAAGAGGCCCAUCAUCUGGCCCUCAUCUGCGAUCUGCACGAUAACGACCUGCCCAUCUACCUGCUGCGGAACGUGAGCCUAUUCUGCAACUCCGGUGGCUUUGGCGCCAUGUCGCUGUGCUUCGAACACCCCGAUUUGCCGGUGUCCACCGCCCACUCGAUGACUGCCGCCGUCUCGAACGUGAAGCUCUGGCUAAACUACCACUGCAACACGCAGCUCUUUGUCCCGCUGCGCAGCCGCAUCCUGCAGUACAUGUGCAAGCUGUCGGAUCAGAGCCUACGGUCAGCCGCGACCCGCGCUAUGGCCGACUUCGUGUGGUCCUCCAUGCGGGACCCGCUGGACGUUGCCGUCAACUUCGACACCGAGGGAUUAGCCCUGGCCUUCAAGUACUUUACAUCUACCACGCUGACUAUGCGACUGGCAGGCAUGGCCCAGAUCAACGCACACAUCAACCUGUUCAACGAGAUCUGCACCACGGAGACUGUCAACGAAGUGGAGCUGUUCGGACAGCGCAUCGCCAACUGGCUGACUGAGAACCAUAUUGUGCAGCACCUGUUCGGUCCGAAUCUGCACGUGGAGAUCGUAAAGCAGGCGCACGUGCUGCUUAACUUUCUAGCGGUGGAGAACCAGAUCUCCGAGGAAGACAUUAAACUCAUCUGGCAGGCCACUCAGCUGAAGCACUGCUCUAAGACCAUCUUCGACAUUCUGCCGUCGCUGGUGAAGAACCUGGCCCCGCGUCCAGCCAUGCACCUUUACUCGUUGCUCUGCCGCAUGGAUCCCAAGGAGCACACGGAGCAGAGCAUCUACAUAGCCUCAGCGCUCACGAAGCUCCUGUGGGCACGCGAUUGCUCGCGCAGCCAGAUGAACCUGAUGCAGGACCAUCUGCUGGGAUCCAACGUAACCGCAUCCAGCUCCGACAGCGGCAGCAUCGAGGGCAGCAACACGGAGGACGAUCACGUGGGCGCCGACGACAGCAGUAUCGCCAGCGGUGGAGGCGGCGGUGUUGGUAACAAAAGCCCCAUCGAUGGAGUCACGCCAUGCAAGCAGGCGCGGCACAGGCGGCACAUCUGCGACCCCACCACCGAGAAGGGCAAGCAAAUUAGCGCCGAAGACAUGGCUAAGGUGGACAUGGUAAACAAUCGCAUUGUGAACAUUAUCGACAACACGAGCAGUGAGGAGGAACUUCAAUCGCGCGCCGCCUUGGAGCUACAGCUCCACCGCAGCCGCAAGAAGACGAGUAACAAGCGACGCCGCCAGAAGGCCAACAAACAGAUCAUUCUGCCGCAUGAGCUGGUGGAGAUCUGGGACGGAGCUGAGGACGUGCCAAGCAGUGACGAGGCAGAUGCCGACGGCGAUGGUGAUGGCGAGGGUGAACUACUGGCAGAUAGCGACGAGUGCAGUGAUGGAGCCACAAACCAAUUGGUGCCCGCCGCCGUGCUGAAGCAUCUCCAGGGCGAGGGACCCUAUAUACGGGCCAUCGAAACAAACAUAAGCGAGCUGCUCAGCGGCGCUGAGAACGAUGGCAGCUACUCCUCUCCGAUGAGCAACAAAUCCGAAAAGAACCUGGCCGAUUUCGAUGACGAGGACGUAUCGCCUUGCGAAGAGGAGCUGGCCCAGUUGGUGAGUUCCCGCGCCAAUUGCCGGGACGUUCCACCGGCAUUUGCCGCUGCAGCCGCCGCCAUGAUGGUGGCCCAGUCUGCGAUGGCCCUUCAGAAAUCCGGGGAAUCGAACGUGGCUGCCGCUGCAGCUGCCGUAGCCGCUGCUGCGGCGGCCACCGGAAAUGCGCAACAGACGCUGGUGGCCAUGAAUCGGCAGGCCAGCGUAGCCGCCGCCGCCGCAGUGGUCGCAGCGGCCAAGGCAAAGUCAGAUUCUGAUGUGGAUCUGAUGGAGGUGGCUGCCGGAGGCAAGCAGCACCACUCACCCAAAACGAGCCAGGGCAGUUCCACGUCCGGCGGUACUCCUGUGCAGCCCUCCUUCAAGCUGAACGAUGUCUGCCAGCCGGGAAAUACACUUCUCUGGGAUCUCCUUCAGGAUGAUAAAAUUGGCCAACUGGGUGAAUCUUUGGCGCUAGAGGCGGAGAAGGCGCUGGCCACGCUUCUGUGCUUCAGCAUGGACCGCCAGCUGCGGACGAAGUUCAUCGAGGGCUGCCUGUACAACGUGGCCAGCAACCGGAGUGUUAUUGUCAGCCUGCGACUGCUGCCCAAGCUGUUCGCCUCGUUCCAGCAAUUCCGACCCUCGGACACGCACUCGAUGACGCUGUGGGCCGAACGGAAUCACCGGAUGAUGCAGUGCUUCUUCAACAAUAUUCGACACUAUGCGCGCCGCCAUGCCGAGAUACUGAUUACCCAGAACGGGGAGCAACAGCAGCAGCAGUUGGGCGGGCAGCUCUAUUCGCACAAGACUCAAGUCUCUGUGCGGCUGCAGUUCCUCUCCUCAAUCUUCUCGACGGUGGGAUCGCCGAAGAGUUUCCGCCUGACGCUAGAGCAGCUGGACGCACUGUGGGAGUGGCUGGCCCACGAUCCGGAGUGCGCCGACUGCUACUUCUCGUGGCUGCAGGCGCAAGCCAAGGGCGGUGACCAGCAUGCCCUGGGCAUUGAGGCGCUGCAGCAUUUGUAUCUGAAGAAGCUGCCAGAACUGCGACCCGAGGAGUUUUCCAUGGUGGCGUUGGGACUGUUCCAGCAGCUCUGCAGCUUCGCCCGCAUCGCCAUGGCGGAGUACGACAAGCACAGCGAGCAGAUCUCGGCCAGCGCCAGCGCCGUGGGCAUGUACCAUCUGUGGAAGAUCGCACUGCGCGCCCAGAGCAACGACGUCUCCUUGGCGGCCAUACAGUACAUCAACAUGUACUACAUGGGCCAGCAGCUGCGCCUCGAAAAGGAGUUCGUGUCCCAGUGCAUGGAAAACCUGGUUCAAGCAGCCACUGCUCUAGAAAGUAUCGAUGAUGACACUGCUCUGAUGCGGGUGCAGCGCGGCCUGCUUUUGCUGAACACCCACCUGGACACUUUCCGGCGUCGAUAUGCUUUCCACCUGCGCCGCUGGGCGAUCGAGGGCAAAGGAAUCGGCUCUCACAGCAACCUGAAGAACGAGGGAGCGGGUCCUCCCCUGCGGAUAGUCCUGCAGCAGGCGGGACUCUCGGAAAAGAGCCUGCUCCAGAUGCACGCCUGUGACCUAAUCGCAGACCUCAAGGCGGAGGUAUCCAAGUGGUGGGAGAGCCUGCAGACGGGAUUGGCAGCUCCUGUGCUCGGCCUGCUUCUCAGCGAUGGACCGCUAAGGAUUAUCACCCAGGGCCAGGAACUGACCUCGGACUACGACGAACGAAGCCUCGGGGAUGCUGGCUUCAAGGAUAACCAGAUCGUAUACGUUUCGUUGGGAGGACGCGGCGCCAGGCGAAAGGAAUCCAAUCUGGAGCACCCAUCAAUGCUGCCGCCACCACCCAAGGAAUGUCUGCCCACGGUGCUCCUCCUGCAACCCAAGUACUUCGAGAAGCUAUUCUGCCUGAUGCAGACCCUGGGGGAUAUGCAGCCGCAAGCGUCGUCUGUUAAUCCGCAGCACCACACCAAGGCACAGUUGCUCUCCCGACGCGUGUGGGACAUCCUUGCCAUGUUGCCCACCAAUCCGCACAUCCUCGACGCCUUCAAGGGCCUGGUCACGGACCUCGGCGAGCUAGAGCAGCUGGAUGCUGGAGGCGAAGAGGAGCAACUGGCCACCAAACGCAAGCAGAUCAAGCAGAAGUUUAGGGAUCUCCUCGAUCCAAACAACCUGCAGAAGUUCAUGUACUCGCUGCACAUUGUGGAGAGCCUGGCUCUGACCAGUUCGAGGCGCGGCGAAUCCAAUGGCAGUGUGUCCACUGGCCACCCUCCGGAACAGAUCCGGGUGAAGAAAUCCUCGAUGGGGAGGCGGCGAAAUAGCAAUGAGCAGCCACCACCCCCGCCGCUGGAAGCCAAGCAUGGAAAGGAGCAACUGUGCGAACUGGAGGCUCCGCUGACGCCCACCCCCAAUCCCGGCCUGCAGGACGCGGAGACGGAGGCCAGCAGCAGUAGCGGCGGCGACAAGGAGAACCAACCGAAGCAGCACAGCAAGCGGCAGAAGAAGAGCGAUGCAUUUGAUCAGGAAAAGGAACGCCCAGUGGGCUGCUCCACUCCACCGUCCCCGGCUCCUCCUCCGCCGCCGCUGUCCGUGAUGGAAAGAGGCGACAACAAGUGGAGUGAGGCCUUUGUCAAGUGCGGCGGUCUCCGGCAUCUGUACGAGAUCUUUAGCGGUGGUCAGCUGCAACAAAGUGCGCACCCCAAGGAGCUUGCCUUGAAUGAAUGGCGCCACGAUUGCUUGGCCAGUCUGCUGCGCAUCCUCUGGCUUUUGGGAUUCGAGGAGCUACAGUCGCCGGAUGUCCAUGUUCUGAUGUCGCGUCCACAUCCGUUCAUGCUGCAAUUAAUGGAGGUGCCGGAAUGCCUGACACGUCUCUCAUCGAUCCUCAACGACGAAGUUCACCAGCAGCAUCAGGCGUCCUCGGCCAACCCGCUGGUGUUCCCCUAUCAGUUCCAGCACCUGCGCACAGGUUUCUGGGGCCGAGCGCAACUCAUCCAGUUCGCCAUAAACAUCCUGGUGAGCUUUGUGCACGCCUCGGAGGAAGCAAGGAGGCUUCUGUGGGCCCAGUCGGACACAGAUCACUGCCGUUGGCUGCAAAAGUUCAUCCUGGAGGAUCCGGAACCUGCGGUGCGACGUGAGAUUUGCGCCGGCCUCUACCGCAUUUGCCUUGGAAACGCACACAGCUAUCGCCUCUUGUUGGCUCCACUGCUGCACAAGCUCAUCGCCCUGCUGCCUUUGGCCGAGCAGAUGAGCUCGGGCACCCAGCCCACGCAAUUUCUGCUCUCCGAGGAGGGCAAGGAUCCGUACGGCCCCGCCUGCCGGGAUUACUUCUGGCUGCUGGCCAGACUGGUGGACACCCUCUCCCCGGAAAUGGUGGCCGAGGAGCACAUCGACAUCGAAAUGCUGUGCGAAAGCAUCUCGCAGAGCAUUCUCACCCGGGAGUAUUUCGAGCUGCGUCAUGGCUACCAGGACGAUGGCUUAGUGGGUCUCCUGAACCUCAUGUCCAACCUGAUCAAGUACGACACCACCUUUAAGUACACCCCCAAGGCGUUGUCCUUUAUUGAGCAGCUGAUCGGCUUCCUGUUCGACAUGCCUUCGCCGGCGGAUCGGCAGAAGCCCAAAUGCAAAUCGGGAACCUCUCGAGCGGCAGCGUACGAUUUGCUUGUUGAACUGUGUCGCGGAUGCGGCACCAACUACGGCUAUCUGCAUGGUCGCCUUUUGGCACAGCACAAAUCCGGACCCAAGCAGCCGUAUCCUUGGGACUAUUGGCCGCGGGAUGAAGGCAGAUCGGAGUGUGGAUAUGUGGGCCUGACGAAUCUGGGAGCCACCUGUUACAUGGCCUCCUGCGUCCAGCACUUGUACAUGAUGCCACAGGCGCGUGCGGCUGUCUUGAGGGUUCCACCCACCGCUGCCCGCAAGCACGGACCCACGCUCCUGGAGUUGCAACGGAUGUUUGCCUAUCUUCUGGAAUCGGAGAGGAAGUCCUACAAUCCGCGAAGUUUUUGCCGGGUGUACCAAAUGGAUCACCAGCCGCUGAACACGGGCGAGCAAAAGGACAUGGCUGAGUUCUUCAUCGAUCUGGUGUCCAAGCUGGAGGACAUGACGCCCGAUCUGAAGCACCUGGUGAAGAGGCUCUUCUGCGGCUCCUUGAGCAACAAUGUCGUCUCCCUGGACUGCGGUCACGUUUCUCGCACGGCCGAGGACUUUUACACGGUGCGCUGCCAGGUGGCGGAUAUGCGCAACCUGCAGGAAUCACUGGACGAGGUAACUGUUAAGGACACGCUAGAGGGCGACAACAUGUACACCUGCUCGCAGUGCGGCAAGAAGGUGCGGGCGGAGAAGCGGGCCUGCUUCAAGAAGCUGCCCCAGAUCCUGUGCUUCAACACCAUGCGCUACACCUUCAAUAUGGUCACCAUGCUCAAGGAGAAAGUCAACACCCACUUCUCCUUUCCGCUGCGACUGAACAUGUGCCACUACGUGGAGAAGACCUUGAUGCCGCAGCAGUACAAGGAGGAGCGCGAAAGGCGCCAGCGGGAAAAGGAAGGUGCAGACGGUGGAGGCGAUGAGAAUGAUAACGAAAAGGCGGAGGCCACUCUAGACGCCGACAUCGAGGAGUGCUACGAGUAUGAGCUGGUGGGCGUCACUGUGCACACGGGCACUGCGGAUGGCGGCCACUACUACAGUUUCAUCAAGGAGCGCACGAAGACCAGUUACCAUCCGCACGAGCGCUGGUUCCUCUUCAAUGAUGCCGAGGUUAAGCCUUUCGAUCCAUCACAGAUAGCAGCCGAGUGCUUUGGCGGCGAGAUGACGAGCAAAACCUAUGACUCAGUGACGGAAAAGUAUCUAGACUUUAGCUUCGAGAAAACCAACUCCGCUUACAUGUUAUUCUACGAGCGUCGUCUGCCGGAGCAUCUGCAGCGCCGGCAUUCCGAGCUGCUGGUUACACCCACGCCCAGUCCCACUGUAGAGGAGAAAUCCGAGGCCGAAGAGUCCACAAAAAUGGAAACCAGCACCAGCGAGUCCAAGGCAGAGGUGGAUGUGGAAGUGGAAGAUGAGAAGAAGAAGCAGCCCGAGAAUGAGUCUCAGGAAACCUCGGUGAAAGAAGAGUCCAAAGCCAAGGAGGAUGAGCCCGAAAAAAAGGAUCCUCCGACAGUAGAGACCGAAAUAAAAUUAGAGUCGGACAAGAAGCCCGUGGAGAAGACCAUCGAGAUCAAGGAGGAGGAAAAACCCCCAACAGCCAAUUGUGAUAAUCAUAAGCCAAGCAACAAUAGCAACAGCAAAAGCAGCAACGAUCAGCAGCCUUCCACGUCGAAAGCAGCCCAGAAGCUGCAACUAUUUCGGCCACUGCUGAACAAGGAGCUCGAGGACUGGAUCUGGCAGGACAACCGACAGUUCCUGCAGGAUCGCAACAUCUUCGAGCACACUUAUUUCAACUUCAUGUGGCAGAUAUGUGGGCACAUACCACAGUCGUUAAUUUCGGAGACGGAUGUCACCUGCAUGGCAGCAAAGUUGUCGGUGUCUUUCUUCAUUGAGACCUUUAUUCAUGCCAAGGAAAAGCCCACCAUGGUGCCCUGGGUGGAGCUGCUAACCAAGCAGUUCAACGCCAGUCAGGAGGCCUGCGAGUGGUUCCUCUCGCACAUGUCGCUGGAGCCCUACUGGCCUGUGCAGGUGCUAAUCCAGUGUCCCAACCAAAUGGUGCGUCAAAUGUUUCAGCGCUUGGUUAUCCAUGUCAUCCAGCAAUUGCGCGCCUCACAUGCGGAUCUGUAUUUGGAUGUGGAGACGGAUGAGGAUGACAAGGAGUUGAUUGGCCAGGCCUCGUGCGUCACCCGUUUCAUCGGAUCACUUAUCUCGCUGCUGGAACAAGGAGCCCGAUCGAAUCUGCGCCACCUGUCCGAGUACUUUGGACUGCUCUGCGAGUUCUCACGUAUGGGAGAUGAAGAGGCCAUGUACUUGUUGCGCAUCGGGAUUCUCAAGAGCCUGGUUGACUUCUAUCUGGGUCACAAACAAACGGAUAGCAUUGACAUCAGCUCGGACAACGAAGACAACUCCUCGGAUGAGGCGCUUUCCGUGGAGAAAAUGCGCCCGGCCUCCCUGGACAAAAUGAUUGCUCUUUGCGCCAGCCUGGUAGAGAGAUCACGGGGUCCCGACUUCCGUCUGCGGCUCUCGCCGAAAGACUUCACUGCGAUCGCCGGCGGCAAGGGUUUUCCAUUCUUGUACCAACAAAUAAAGGACGGCAUUAAUCCGCACCAGACAAAGCAUUUAAUCCACGCCCUUUGUCGCUGGGACGAGCGCUUGGCCACCCAGAUAAUCGGGAUGCUGUUCGCCUCGGUCACCAAGCACACAGAGCUGUGCGCGCCCUUCUUCAAGCUGCUCACCCUGCUCACCGAGACUCAAGGCGGCCCUGUUGGUCUGCCCUGCUUCACCCAGCUCAUCCUACCGCGCAUGUGGGACGCGGCCGAGUACUGUCCGCAGUCUGUGCUUGACUGGCUGUCGCUGCAAGCCACCAAGAACAAGAUCGCCCACGCCUGGAUCCUUCAAUCCGCAGAGCAGUGGCUCGAGCAGUUCCUGCUGGCCCAUGACAACACGCGUGUCCGGAACGCUGCCGCCUUUCUGCUGGUGGCACUGGUGCCCUCGCAGCCUUUCCGGGCCAACUUCCGGGCGCAUUCACAGCACAAACUGCUGGCCCUCAACCCGCACAGCUAUCGCGACAUUAACAGCGAUGCCCAGGCGGUGCUGCACCAGGUGAUCACCCUGCUCCUGCGUCUAUUGCGUCCUGCGCGCGUCUAUGCGGAUAUCGGAGCCCAUGGCACCACCAAGCUGACCGCCUACUUCAACCUGCUCAGCUAUUGUAUGGUUUCAAAGACUGAAAAACUAAUGAUAGGUUCGUUCAUGCGCUCCCUGUGGGAGCUGUUUCAUCCGCGACUCUCGGAGCCCAGUGUUCCGGCCCAUCACAACAAGCACGCGCUCUUAACCUUUUGGCACCACUCGCUGGUGGACUGUCCAGAGAAUGCUGCCCAGGUGGCCAACUGCCCAGAGAUUACGCGCAACAUUGCAUUUAACUAUAUACUGGCCGACCAUGACGACGCGGAGAUAGUCACCUACAACCGUUCCAUGCUGCCCGCCUAUUACGGACUGCUCCGACUCUGUUGCGAGCAGAGCCGUGCCCUAACCCGCCAGUUGUCCCAACACCAGAACCUGCAGUGGGCCUUCAAGAACAUCACUCCGCAUCCCACGCAGUACGCAGCCGCCGUAGAUGAGCUCUUCAAGCUGAUGGCCCUGUUCGCCACCCGCCAUCCAGAUGCCAGUGAGCAGGAGAAGCUGGAUGUCACUCAGUUUAGGCGAGCAGUAAUCGUGUCCUACACGAGCAGCCUGGAUGCACGUGUCUCCUGGUCCACGCUGAUCAGCGCCCUGAAAAUACUCGUGGACAACGAGGAGGACCGCAUCAUGGUGAUCUUCAACGGCGGCAUUGAGAUGUGCUUCGAGGCGCUGCACACGCUACAUUCCAUGCACCACGAGGCCACCGCCUGCCAUGUGGCUGGGGACCUGUUCGACCUGCUGGGCGAGAUGCUGCUCCUCCUGGCCACACUGCGCACGCGGUCGGACAGCCCGGCGCAGAAGAAGCAGCAGCAGCAACAACAGCAGCUGGAGCAGCAGUUGCAGUUGCAGCAGCAACAGAUGUUGCAGAAGCAGCAGCAGCAGUCCCAGAGUCAAACGCAGACUCCGCAGACGCCGCAGCAGAAGGAAAAGCAGCUGCAGCAGCAGAUGCAACAGCAUUUGCAACUGCAGCAGCUGCAGCAGAUGCAGUUCCAACAGCAGCAUUUCCUACGCCAGCAGCACCAGCACUCGGCGCUGGCCAAGGCACUGCCAGAUGCCGUGAAGCGACUGGCCACGCUUCUGAACACCUUCAAUUCGCCGGAGAUCAGCCGCAUGGCGUUGGAGGUGCUCAAGGAGCUGGUGCGCAACACCAGCCUGGAGACCAUCAGCAUCCUGGCGCCCAUCCUGAUCAAUUGCCAUCUGUCCGUGGCCAAUGCGCCCAAUGCGAUUGGUCCCCUGGGACCGUACUUCCCGCGCCGCGGUGCCAAGCACACGCCCUGGCCUUUGGGUGCCAAGAACUCGCCACGUCCGCCGCGACCCAUGGUCCAGAUGUGCAUUGCUCUGGCGGAGCUGACGCCACGCGGUCUCGAUGCAGACUACGACGUCCAGGUGGAGUCCUUCUACAGACCCUACCACGACUUUGUCGAUGUCAUGAUGCGCAUGUGCGUCAACACGGGCACGCUGAACGACACGCUGGUCAAGCUCCAAUGCCUGGUGGCCAUCGAGUCGACGCCGCUGCACUUCAACUAUUUCCCCAAGUUCUGGGUGGGCAUACACAACAAUGCACUGACGCACAAAUACGUAGAGUUGCUAGUCAAGAAUCAAUUGCUAGUAGAGUACUUGCACAAUGUCCUAAGGGACGAACGCAGCAUGCUGAAGGAUGCCUGCGUGCGCGAGUUUCUAGAGCUCUAUUACCACAAAGUGGCCGCCCAGCUGCCGGUGGCCCGUAUGAUCUACACGAUCAAUUAUGGCAUGCACUCAAAGGACGACAUCGACGAGCUGUGCGGCGAUCUGUUUGCCAUCCGCAUCAUUGCCCAGGCCACUGGAGUGCCGGCCUCAGUACGCAAGGAGCUGCGAGGAUCUCUGAGGGCACUUCAGAACAAGAGCGAGAGGUUCAGAAAGGAGUCAGAGCGGGAUCCUUUUCCAAACAAAAAGCUGAAACGUGAUUCUCAAAAAGACAAAGAGAAGGAUCAGACGCAGUCGGAUGGUGAGAACGCCGCCCCAACUGAUGCUGACAAACGAUCAGACGUUUCAAUGGAGUCCGGCUGCUUCUCGCAACCAGUGACGGACGGCACCAAACCACCCACUCCCGCUGGCAGCGACGAUGAGCAGAUGGAGAAGACGUCAAUACCGUCGUCCGAUGACGAGACCGAGCUGGAGGAUGAGCUGGAGCCGACGCCCAAGCGCAACAAGAAGGCGUCGAACAAAAAGACCGCCCAGGAUCGGCUUAACGAGGAGCGCGAAAAGCGUUUGAUUACGCUGAUCACCAUGGAAUCGUACAUCCAGAGCAUUUUUGCAAUCCUCAAGCGGGACUCCAGCGUGCCCAGUGCGGGGGCCACUAAGGAGCCAAAUGAGGAGUCGUGUGGCGAAGCCUCCACAUCGGCGGCCGCAGCUUCGAAGAUGUCCCGACCCAAGGGAGCCUGUACGCCACCCGAGCCAAUGCCCGAAACGAGCGACACUCGGUGCCACAUGGAGACGGAGACUGAGGCGGAGGAGAAAACGUCAAAGACAAACGGCAGCCAACCGACCGAAUCCCCGCCGGCGGCCAACAGUGGUGACACUGCCCCCACGAAUCCCUCACCCGCUCCGUCGGCAGCGGUCGCGUCCACGUCCCAGGCAGCCAGUCCUACACAGAUUUAGUUGUCAUUCAACGAUUUGCUCAGCAUUUUGUUUUUCGGCAAGCCACUGGACUGAUAAUGGGCGCCGGGGGCUGACCACGGCUGAGCUCCUAACCUGUAAGAAUUUUGUGGCCAAAGGUCAAUGUUAGGUACAUGUAAGCAAAGGCAACCCAAGGUUGGUGCUAAGGGUUGGCUUGGAGGCGAACCCAUCCACACACACAAAUCGGUCAGAGUAAUGGCAGAGCGACACAAGCUAUAUAGACCCCAUCCGAUUUCCCUAUUCUAGGAAAGAUAAAGUGCUACAAAUACUACUUUCCGAGUUUAACGAGAACGGGAAUUGGAAACGGGUUUGGGGUUAAUAGAUACUUAGUUAAGCUUAACAACAAAUAGUAAUAUAACACACACAUUCAAGCCCUGCACGCAAACACCCCAUAACCAUACCCGACCGGCACCCACAUAUAUUCAAUAUAUAGCGAUAAAUGUAACUAAGUUAAGACUACCUUGCACGCAACGUCCCCCGCAGAGAAGAACCCGUAAAAGAUCCCCUUUCAAAUGGUUAGUUAAGAAAAAAGUUUAAACAAUCCACUCGAGAAAUUUGUUAUGCCAAAAAAAAACAGAAGGAAAGCGGUAAAGCGGUUAAACUAGAGGCAGCAUUAGGACUACAAAUUUGAUGUUUGAACAAGAGCAGUUGAAGAAGAUCAAUAAAACGGCUUACGAGACGCUAAUAUCUAUAUAUGUUGUAUUAGAUCCAUUAAGUAUCAUUUAUAAAGCGAUGCUAAGAACAUAUUUGCUUACCCCUUUCUCUCGCCUUUCCCUCCCCGAAUGCACCCAUAAACGAUAUGUUAGAAAUGAACAGAUAUUAUAAUAAUAGAACUUAACGAAACAUUUUAAAUACUGGAUGUGUUACAAUAUGUCAUAAUCAUUUUCAAUGUAAAUCGCAUAACGCAAACCAAUCGAACAGUUUUUAGUUCACGUCCGAUAGGGAUAAAUGUAAUGUUUAGCACGUAAGGAUUGUAGAGCGUUGUUGUCCCAAGUGAAACACAACAGGACAAAAAUGAUAACAUUAAAUAAAGUAAACUGGCCAGCCCCGAAAAGGGUCGCGUAUAUUGAUAGUUUUAAGCUCACAAACAUAAGCGAUCGAAAUCCACACAAUGUAAUGUUGAGAAACAAAAAAGAACCCAAAUCUAAAUCACACCCAAACAAAUCAUGAGAAUAAUAAGUUUAAAUGAUAUGUAAUUGAAA